This is a messenger RNA of Sesamum indicum (sesame), 2542 nucleotides long. RefSeq lists its product as uncharacterized. The record is from RefSeq and is a predicted model, not a curated record. Lineage: Eukaryota; Viridiplantae; Streptophyta; Magnoliopsida; Lamiales; Pedaliaceae.
GUACUGAAAUGGAAACAGAUAAAGAUGAAAAAAAAGGAACUUGUUUUAGAUUAGAAUAAAUAGGUCGAUGCUGAUUUUGGCAGGAAGGAGUUUAGGGUUCUAAAAUUUUUAAAUUCUUAACAUAUUUCGAUUUUUAUUAAAGGCAAAUUCCUCAUGCCAAAAUCUGCUGCAUGGCUCUGUAGAUAUCACCCUUUUAAUUUAUAUUCGCCUGUAUAAAAAUCAUGUCAAAUCAAACGAAAACUGAGUCCACUUCCACUUUCUUGUUGUAGAAGACAAGAUAAGAAGCUCAUCAUUUGAUCAUUUCUCUUCCGACUUCCAUCUCCGUUUCAAGUUUUCAAAUUGUGGGAUUCUUCUUUUCCAGCGUUUUGCUUUGAUUAUUCAACCUCAAGUAUCUGAAAAUCUGGCAUUUGACUUUUGCCAUAUUCAUAUAUUCUUCAUUCUUACAGGAUACAUUUUCUUGAUUUGCGGGUUUUUGUGUAUGUUGGGGAUUUGGGUGUGAAAUUUGCCUACCCUUUUCGUUGUUUUGUUUGGUUUUGAGGAAAUCUUGUGUUUCUUGGAGAGAGGAUUUGGGUUGGUUUGAAUCUUGUUCAGGCGGGAGAAGUUCUUCAAGUGUUUGUUUAAAGGUCUAGCUGUGUUGGAAUGGUUCAGAUCUUUUCUGUAAAGAAGUAGAUACAGGUAGUCGUGUUUAUGCCGGAGUCCAGUAUGUGAUGGCUGAACAUAGCAUGGUAAUGUCCCAAGCCGAAAUUACGGCUCUAAAGGAGACACUUUGUGCUCAGCAAAAGCUUCUCCAGAAACUUUACAAUGAGUUGGAUGCAGAACGAGAAGCCUCCGCCUCUGCAGCUAGUGAAGCUUUAUCUGUGAUAUUACGUCUACAAGGAGAGAAGGCUGCUGUGCAAAUGGAAGCAGAGCAGUAUAAGAGAUUGGCGGAGGAGAAAAUCUGCCAUGCCGAGGAAUCUUUUGCAAUAAUCGAAGAUAUUAUCUAUCAGAAAGAAAUGGAGGUGGCUGCUUUAGAUUACCAAGUCCAAUCCUACAGGUAUAAAUUAAUAAGCAUGGGUUGUGCCGAUCCCGGUGUCGGCGAGUUAAAAUAUCCCGAAAACCUUUUGCAAAGAAAUGAAACUUUAGGGGGAGAUGCAAGCCUUCAAAAUAUGGGGAGGAGGAAUUCCGCACCUAUUACGCUGAAAUAUAAGAAGUUCAUUGAAAGAGAGAACUCUACUAGCCCAGAAAUGGAUUUGACUUCUAAGGCUGUUGAGGAGCUGACAGGUGAAGAAAUAAAUGAUGUUGCCUCGGAUUCAGAGAAAAAGGCUGAUACUUCUACUCAUGGAGGAAUGAUUUCUUACGGGGAGCAGAUAAGGAAAUUAGAUAUGCGGGUAAAAGAGAUAGCAGGAGCUAGCUACACAAGCUCCAGGAACGAGAUCCGUUCUCCUUCAUGCCUUUCUUCUCGGCCAAGUGCAGGAAAUUUAUCUUUACUGUCUUACUCUGCUAACCAGCCACAAGAAACACGGCCUCCCUCGCCACAGCUUGACCUCAGUAAAGUAGCCAUUGUGAAUGAAAUUGACCAGACUAAGCAUGCAGCUAAUCCACUGAAAAAAGGUGUAGCUGUUGAUAAUCCUUGUUCUCCGGGUGUCCAUGAUGUUUUUGAAGUUCCUGUUCCAGAAGCUGAGAGCUCCCGACCUUAUGAAUCAUCGACUAAAGACAAGAAAAAGACGGUGUGUAAAGAUAGUGAGCUUGAAAGCAAAGAUCUUGUUCACCCCGAUGCGGUUAAGCUGUAUGCUAAAGAUGAACCAGACUGGCUGAAGAAACUGUUGCAAUCUACUAAUCAUGAGAAGCAUUUGUGUAAACCAAGUGAUAUUGCUGCUCUCGAUCGUGCUGUUGUCCAACCUACCACGAGUGUUGCUGAAUCGCAGCCGAGUUUGAAUCAAACUAACAGGACUUCAGGGAUAAGUGAAGUUGAAAGGAUACCGGACUCCGCAAACAGAGAGGAAGAACUGAAAUUAUUAAAAGAGAUCAAAGAGAAACUAAAUUCACUGCAUGAUGAGAUCAGGAGUCAGACAGCGAAUAAAUCCGCCACGAGUGAGAAGCCAUCAUCCCUAUGUCAUCUCCCAGAGGCCAUGCUUUCCUUUUGGCUUUGAUCGAACAGAAAAAUUCCAAGAAAUUUGACGGUAAAAAACAGUUACUCAGGUUGUCUCUAUGUUACAGAAAGCAUGCACUAUCCAGUACACAUUGUAUAUUCCACCUCAUCACACCUGAUUUGUUCCAAAGAAAUUUCUGCAUUUCAUACUGACUGUCGUGACGGAGUUGACUGAUUUUCUUUGCCAUGCCAAGGAGUAUCUAUACACUGUUCCUUUGUACAGAUUGAAUAUCUUCGAUUGGAAUAUGUCUUCAUCCGGUCAUAUUUCUCAACCUUUCUUUGCUUGGAAAGAAGAAAGAUUUUCACACUUUCUAAUGUACACUAUUACUUCAUAUGAAAAAUAUCCGAAAAUCAAAGUUUCGUCUACUUGUCAGACAAGAUAUUCAGUUAUAAUAUUAUUCAUUAUUUUUACUC